UUCAUCGGCGACGGCAUGAGCAUUCCCACGCUCUUCGCCACGAGAGUGGCUCUGGGCGGCGAGGAGCAGCAGCUGUCCUUCGAGAAGUUCCCCUUCAGCGGCCUGGCCAAGACGUACUGCGUGGAUUCGCAGGUGGCUGACUCGGCGUGCACGGGAACCGCGUAUUCUUGCGGCGUGAAAGCCAACUUCUUCACCCUCGGCGUGAACGCUCAAGUGCCCGCCGGAGACUGCAAUGCGGCAAACGAUCCGGCCACGCACGUGCAAUCCCUCGCCAGAUGGGCUCUGGACGCUGGGAAGUCCGCAGGAAUCGUCACGACAACCACAGUGACUCACGCCUCGCCGGGAGCGAAUUAUGCUCACGUCGCCGAUCGAAUGUGGGAGAAUGACUUCGUCGUGCGCCAGAGUGGAUGCGAUCCCAACGUGGUUAAGGACAUUGCGAGGCAAUUAGUUGAAGAUUCGACAGGAAGCAGAUUCAGUGUGAUUCUCGGUGGCGGUCGAGGACAUUUCAGGGAUGUUAAGUACGCAGACGAGGAGAAUGGCUUUGGAUAUCGCAACGAUUCCCGCAACUUGAUCUCCGAGUGGCUCAACGAUGGCAAACGCAACAAGAAAUACGUGUGGAAUCGCAAUGAUUUACUCAAUCUGCCCACAAACACUGAACAUCUUCUGGGACUCUUCGAGAAUGGCGACAUGCAAUUCUAUCUGGAGAGUCAAGAGAAAGGAACUCAAAACACAGAACCAACUUUGGCAGAAAUGACUCGCGCGGCCAUAAAUGUGCUGAAGAAGAACAACAAGGGAUUCUUCUUGUUCGUCGAGGGCGGCAGAAUCGAUCACGGACAUCAUUACACGAUUCCGCGGGCGGCGAUUGGAGAGGCGAUUGAGCUGCACAAAGCUGUCCAGACGGCGCGGGAAAUGCUGAGCGAAGACGACUCUCUGAUUGUCGUAUCCUCGGAUCACUCUCACACCAUGUCAGUUUCCGGAUAUCCGACGAGAGGAAAUGAUAUUUUUGGCAAAGUCGAUCGAGGAUUGUUCGGCAGAGAAGCCAUGGGAUCUGAUGAGAAGGCCUACAUGACUCUGAGUUACGCCAACGGACCUUCGAUUUCUACCCAAUAUCGAGCUACAAGUCGUGUCGAUCCAAAUACUUCGGACUUCAGCCACUGGAUGUCCUUCUAUCCCUUCUAUGUUCCCUUAGCUGAUGUUGAGACGCACGCUGGAGACGACGUUGGCGUCUUCGCCUCCGGACCGUUUGCUCAUCUCUUCUCAGGAACGAUGGAACAGAGUCACUUGCCACACUUGAUGGCCUACGCGGCGAACAUUGGAAAAGGACCAAAGCACUAA
Molecule: messenger RNA, 1335 nt
Organism: Phlebotomus argentipes
Lineage: Eukaryota; Metazoa; Arthropoda; Insecta; Diptera; Psychodidae
Product: membrane-bound alkaline phosphatase-like
Exons: 2
Coding region: 16-1335 (439 amino acids)
Biological process (GO): dephosphorylation
Molecular function (GO): alkaline phosphatase activity
Source: RefSeq, a predicted model, not a curated record